CUGGGUUCAAUCAAAGCCGAGAAACGACCUCGGGAAGGGAUUCUGGCCGAGUGAGCACCGCAGUUAUGUCACAGCCAGCCCCUGUGAAAAAGAAGCGUCCUCCAGUGAAGGAAGAAGACCUCAAAGGAGCCAGAGGAAACCUUUCCAAAAACCAGGAAAUUAAAUCCAAAACCUACCAAGUAAUGAAGCAGUGUGAACAAAUGGGCUCUGCAGCACCCUCCAUAUUCAGCCGGGCUCGGACCGGGGAUGAAACAGUCUUUGAGAAGCCGAAAGAGGAACCAGCCAAAAGUGUCUUUGGCUGACAGCACAGCUGGAUGUGUCUCACCCAGAUGGUGGUUGUAGUAUUUUCCCAAAUUUCUGCACCUUACACUAAAGUCACUGUAGAUCCUAAGUAGUUAAUUUCCACUGUAAGUCAUUAAGUGGGGAAUAGACUCAUGUCAAAGGGUACAACUUCUGUGUUAAUUUCUACUAUGUGCUUUUUUUCUAAGUCUGGAAUGGUGUUUGUUAUAAUGGUUUAAUAAAAAAAAAGUUUGUUGGACACAGCUUGGCACAUGAUGGUGACUAAUUUCAGUUUAGGCUUAGAUUAAUCCUGUGGACACUUGGGCAUUACAUGCUGUGAUCUGGU
Molecule: messenger RNA, 625 nt
Organism: Indicator indicator
Lineage: Eukaryota; Metazoa; Chordata; Aves; Piciformes; Indicatoridae
Gene: MUSTN1
Product: musculoskeletal, embryonic nuclear protein 1
Exons: 3
Coding region: 66-302 (78 amino acids)
Biological process (GO): chondrocyte differentiation; chondrocyte proliferation; tissue regeneration
Cellular component (GO): nucleus
Source: RefSeq, a predicted model, not a curated record